This is a messenger RNA of Fusarium coffeatum, 1635 nucleotides long. RefSeq lists its product as uncharacterized. The record is from RefSeq and is a predicted model, not a curated record. NCBI's taxonomy places the organism in Eukaryota, Fungi, Ascomycota, Sordariomycetes, Hypocreales, Nectriaceae. Gene Ontology annotation, molecular function: ATP hydrolysis activity; DNA helicase activity. The transcript has a single exon. Bases 1 to 1635 code for a protein of 544 amino acids. Gene Ontology annotation, biological process: telomere maintenance; DNA repair.
AUGGUACCUGCUUCCAACGUCUUACCAAAGCUAUGCGAAGAGCAGCAAAAUGUGGUAGACAUCGUUUUGGCUGGACGCAAUGUCUUUUUCACCGGCUCAGCAGGCUGCGGCAAGUCUACUGUUUUAGAAGCUGUCGUGAAAAAGCUAGAAGCAAAACACAAACAAGUUGACGUCAUCGCUCCCACUGGCCGGUCUGCACUUCAAGUCCACGGCAUGUCGACUUGGUCUUACAUGGGCUGGACACCCGACUUUCACAAGUACUCUCUGGAAAGACUGAAAAGUGAGGGAUUUCGCACUUAUGUCGCGGCUCGUCUGAGACGUACUAAAGUUCUUAUCAUUGAUGAGAUAAGCAUGGUUGAAAAUCACCAUUUGGAACGCAUAAAUAUCUGUAUGAAGGAAGUCCGAUGCUGGAACCCUGAUCUCAAAGGUCCUGCUAGCGACGCUCCAGCCUUUGGAGGGGUUCAACUAGUGGUGACAGGAGACUUCUGCCAACUACCUCCUGUGAAACCAUUCCAGUUCUGUUUGAACUGCGGACUGGAAACAACCCUCGAUAGUGACGGAAUGAGGUAUGAUUGUCCUGCAAACCAUGGGCCGUUCAUGGACGAGGACAAAUGGGCGUUCAGGAGUGCUGCUUGGGAAGAAGCAGGGUUUACUUGCAUCAACCUCCAAGAAAUCCAUCGUCAACGUGAUGCUUAUUUCAUCAAGAUGCUUCAGAAGUGUCGAUUUGGAAUACCAUUCACGAUGGAUGAGAUUACAACGCUGAUGAAUCAUCCCCACAGGGUUGAUAAGGCUACAAAACUCCUUUGCACAAGGCACGAGGUUUCCACGAUCAAUUCGAAUAGUUUUCGGAAGCUCAAGACCCCUGUCUAUAUGUACAAAGCCUUGGAUGGCUUCGAAUGCUGGCAAAAACAGCACCUGCAGUUCGACAGCUAUACCACUCGUGAUGCCGAUGGACAUCUAUUAGCAUGCAAAGACCACAGGUUAGAGCCUAGCGUGUUGUUGAGGGGAGGCAUGCUUGUCAUUUUACAGGUGAAUCUUGAUAUCAAAGGUGGCCUCGUCAAUGGAAGCCAGGGCAUCAUCUGUGGCUUUGAAGAAUUCGACCUUUUGAAGUUUUUAGACGGCAAAGGUAACAAAGACCGGACGCCUUCGUUUAAUCUAUUCAGCGGGAAACAUGGAAGGCUGAAGCGAAGACAAGUGACGGAAUUUAUGAAAGUACAACAGAAGACAGGAGAAGAACGUAUGGAACCGACCGCAAAGACGUUCUGGCCACGAGUUCUAUUCCACAAUGGAAUCAAGUGCAGCAUUUAUGCUGCAUGUGUUGUCAAUGCUAUUGGCGAUGAAGAGCCAUACUCCGUCUUGCACAGAACUCAAAUCCCACUGAUACCUGGUUGGGCAAUGAGUGUCCACAAAAGCCAGGGUAUGACCCUAGACCGUGUUAUCAUAGAUCUGUCCAAAGCUUUUGUGGCAGGCCAAGUCUAUGUCGCUUUAUCAAGAGCAACAGGCCUCGAAGGUCUCAGGAUCGACGGUGAUAGAGAGGCACUGACAGCAUUAUUGGAAGGCGACAGGUCUGUGCAGGACUUUUUGCAGAAUGAAUUCGGAGUGAAUCCUUGGCAUGACUACUACCGAAUUUCUUAA